Sclerotinia trifoliorum is the source of this 2155-nucleotide messenger RNA. Lineage: Eukaryota; Fungi; Ascomycota; Leotiomycetes; Helotiales; Sclerotiniaceae. The record is from the annotation of a GenBank genome assembly.
AAGGAGUGGUGAAUUUACUUUAUAUUGCUUCCCGUGAACUUUCUCUGUUUUGUAUUUGGUGUGUGAUUAGGUUACCUAUUACUACACUAUUCUUCUACCAUCGCGCAUUACCUGCUAGAUAUCGUUGCUUCGAAUAAUGUUGUUUGUUCUAACCUCAUCAUAUCUAUUAUACUUUUACCCUCGAGAGCGGUGACCAUCUUCUUUAUAUUUUGAUCAACACCAAGGACGAAACCUCCUCAAAACAUCCACCUUCGAAAGAAAAUCGAGGAGGCUGAACUGCCGAAAUUUCAAUCUCUAAAAUCAGAGGCAGUACAUUUUUCUCAAGAUUACACACGGCUUAGGAGGAAUUUGGGCUUUUUUUUUAGCUGGAACUCUUCUUUCUACAACAUUCACAAGUAACUAUAGAAUCGAACAACUUCAUAUCAAGCUUCAAGCAUAAGCUUUCUUCCACAAUCAUUACAUCCCAUCACAACAAUUCACAAUAAUCAAAUCGCAUACACAAAUAUUCACAGUAUACAUGCCUGGAACAAUUAUGGCGGAAGUCCAGCAACCGUCAAUGGUACAGAGUCACCCACGAGCAAUCCCUGGACAGGAUACAGUCUUGCAGAUACAACCUCCAGCUGCUACAGCACUUUCUCCCUCUGCGCCCAUAAAUCGUGUUCGCAAUUCGCAUCUCGCUUUAGAUACUUUUUCGCCUGUUAAUCAGAAUGGAAGUUUCGAGUUUGAUCGUGUUUUAAAGAGUGGUUAUGUGCAGAAACGAACGAGGAAAACAAAGGUAUGAUUUCGUUGACUAUGAUUACAUUUACAUGAACUCAUUAUCAUUUCGCAGGCGUGGAAACCUAUUUUUCUUGUCCUCCGACCAAAUUACCUCUCAAUCUACAAAGACCAGAACGAAGAUAAACUGCGCCAUAAGAUACAUCUUUCAGACUUAACAGCCGUCGCAUUCCUCAAAGAUCCCAAACAAAAAAGGCGCAAUGUAUUCGGUCUCUUCACCCCCUCUCGAAACUACCAUCUCGAAGCUACCACCAAAGGCGAUGCAGAACAAUGGGUUAACCUCAUCCGCAAAGAAGCGCGAAUCGACGAAGAAGAAGAGGAAGAAAUGUUACUAGCCAGUCCUUCUGGUAAUAUAACUAGUACAUAUCCUGGAUUCGAUCAAGCCGUAGCCCACCAACAGUUACAGCGAAAAACUGAAGCCCAAAUUCUACAUGAUGAAAGACUAGGAAGUAGUUCUCCGGAGCCAACAGAUCCUUUGCCACGGACGAAUAAUAAACAAAAUAUGUCGGCAUUUGGAGGAGGCAGACGCCCAUCAAAUACAAUCGAAUAUUCUGGCAAUGAACUAGUUUCCGAUGCCGAAUUUUCAGAUACAGAUCUUGCGCGCCUCCCUGGUACCUCGACUAUUUCUCUGAACCUACACAACCCUCCCAAUAACCUAAACUCCAACCAAGAUCUCGAAGUAAAACCCCCUUCCUCAACGCUUCCAUUCGCACGCAAUACAUCCCAAUUAUCUCUCUCACAACAGCCACCCCCCGAUCAAGACCCUGAACGCGUAGUCUAUCAAGGUUAUCUCCUCUAUUUACGCUCGAAAAACGGUAUUCGCUCCUGGAAAAAUCUUUGGGUAGUACUACGUCCCCGUUCUUUAUCCUUUACAAAACGACUCGGAAUACUCACCGGUCAUGAUUGUGCCCAUGGAAAAUGUAAUAAAUGUUGUGGAAAUUGAUCCAUUGAGCAGGACGAAACCAUAUUGUUUUCAGGUGAUUAGUGAGGAAAGAAGUUUUAAGUUUUGUGCGGGUAGUGAGGGGGCGUUGGUGAAUGUUUUAGGAGCGUGUAAGAGUUUAUUGGCGAGAAGAAAGGGGGGUGUGGGUGUGUAAAGUAUGGAUCGAGAUGGGAUGAAGUUGGGGAAAUUUCCCAUCUCUUCAGGCAGAAUAGAAGGUAGGGACGAGGCGAGACGAGAAGAGGAAGAAUUCUAGUAGCCAGCGCUAGGAAUUGUAUAUAAGCUGGUGUAUAUGAGUGUAUGUGGUAGUGACAGGAGCUAGCGAGUGCGAGUUUGAUUGUGAAUGAAGGAAUCAUUUGUAAGGGAAGGGUGGAGGGGACAAUAUAAUAAUGAAUACGAAACGAACUUUAUGAUCAAUGUAAUUUAAUCAAUCCAAUACCUAUA